GGCACACACAAACAGAUAGGAGAAGGGCACCGGCUGAAGCCACUUGAAGGACUGACUGACGGUUCUUAACAACGAAACUCUAGCAGCGUGAGGAACUAAAAGCCAGGUUUAAUUGGUUUCUUUUUCUCGUGGGUAGAGUUAAUAUUUUUCUACUUAUUUUGACAAAGCAAUAACCCCGAAGCACAUUCCUAGUUCCCACCUGCUUUUAGUUUCCGGUGUAGCCUAAACUCCAGAGAGCCUUAGCAUCCACUCGGUCCUUUCUGCUUUGUACACAGAUGGGGUGGCUGGACGAGAGCAGCUCUUGGCUCAGCAGAGAAUGCACAGUAUGAUCAGCUCAGUUGAUGUAAAGUCAGAGGUUCCUGUGGGCCUGGAGCCCAUCUCGCCUUUAGACCUAAGGACAGACCUCAGGAUGAUGAUGCCCGUGGUGGACCCUGUAGUCCGUGAGAAGCAACUGCAGCAGGAGUUACUCCUCAUCCAGCAACAGCAGCAAAUCCAGAAGCAGCUCUUGAUCGCAGAGUUUCAGAAACAGCAUGAGAACUUGACACGGCAGCACCAGGCUCAGCUUCAGGAGCACAUCAAGUUGCAACAGGAACUUCUAGCCAUAAAACAGCAACAAGAACUGCUAGAAAAGGAGCAGAAACUGGAGCAGCAGAGGCAAGAACAGGAAGUAGAGAGGCAUCGCAGAGAACAGCAGCUUCCUCCUCUCAGAGGCAAAGAUAGAGGACGAGAAAGGGCAGUGGCAAGUACAGAAGUAAAGCAGAAGCUUCAAGAAUUCCUGUUGAGUAAAUCAGCAACAAAAGACACUCCAACUAAUGGAAAAAAUCAUUCCGUGAGCCGCCAUCCCAAGCUCUGGGCUGCCCACCACGCGUCAUUGGAUCAAAGCUCUCCACCCCUGAGUGGAACGUCUCCAUCCUACAAAUACACAUUACCAGGAGCGCAAGAUGCAAAGGAUGAUUUCCCUCUUCGAAAAACUGCCUCUGAGCCCAACUUGAAGGUGCGGUCCAGGUUAAAACAGAAAGUGGCAGAGAGGAGAAGCAGCCCCUUACUCAGGCGGAAGGAUGGAAAUGUUGUCACUUCAUUCAAGAAGCGAAUGUUUGAGGUGACAGAAUCCUCAGUCAGUAGCAGUUCUCCAGGGUCUGGCCCCAGUUCACCAAACAAUGGGCCAACUGGUAAUGUUACUGAAAAUGAGACUUCGGUUUUGCCCCCUACUCCUCAGGCUGAGAAAAUGGUUUCACAGCAGCGCAUUCUAAUUCACGAAGAUUCCAUGAACCUGCUCAGUCUUUAUACCUCUCCCUCUUUGCCCAACAUUACCCUGGGACUUCCAGCAGUGCCAGCCCAGCUGAAUGCUUCAAAUUCACUCAAAGAAAAACAGAAGUGUGAGACCCAGACACUCAGGCAAGGCGUUCCCCUGCCUGGGCAGUAUGGGGGCGGCAAUCCGGCAUCUUCAAGCCAUCCCCAUGUCACUUUGGAGGGAAAGCCCAACAGCAGCCACCAAGCUCUCCUGCAGCAUUUAUUACUGAAAGAACAAAUGCGACAGCAAAAGCUUCUUGUGGCUGGCGGAGUUCCCUUACAUCCUCAGUCUCCCUUGGCAACAAAAGAGAGAAUUUCACCUGGCAUUAGAGGUACCCACAAAUUACCCCGUCACAGACCCCUGAAUCGAACCCAGUCUGCACCUUUGCCUCAGAGCACGUUGGCUCAGCUGGUCAUUCAGCAGCAACACCAGCAAUUCUUAGAGAAGCAGAAGCAGUACCAGCAGCAGAUCCACAUGAACAAGCUGCUUUCGAAAUCUAUUGAACAACUGAAGCAACCGGGCAGUCACCUCGAGGAAGCGGAGGAAGAGCUUCAGGGGGACCAGGCGAUGCAGGAAGACAGAGCGCCCUCUAGUGGCAACAGCACUAGAAGUGACAGCAGUGCUUGUGUGGAUGACACAUUGGGACAAGUUGGGGCUGUGAAGGUCAAGGAGGAACCAGUGGACAGUGAUGAAGAUGCUCAGAUCCAGGAAAUGGAAUCUGGGGAGCAGGCUGCUUUUAUGCAACAGGUAAUAGGCAAAGAUUUAGCUCCAGGAUUUGUAAUUAAAACGCCUCCUGGGGGCGCUGGUGGGGGGAAGGUGCGCAGUCGCAGCAGCGCCCGGCUUCCCGCCCCCGCCCCCGCCCCCGCCCCAGCGUCUCGCAUCGCGUCCAACGUAGACGGCGCCUACUUCCUCACCACCCGCCAGAUGCCCUGUAGGGAUCCGAAAUCCUUCCUGUACCGUUCGCGCCAGGCUGACUCCGACCUGGACUCUGACAAGGGUGCAACCGAGAGAAUGGGACAGCAGACCAUCACAGGCGCGGGUGAAGCAUGCGUACCGCCGGCUUCAGUUGAAGAGGCGCUCACGCAGGUGGCGUCCAUCACGUAUGAGGGCGGGAAAUUAGAGCACCUGGGCAGCAUCAGGUCUUCCUGCAACUGGGGGAGUGGAGCCCAGGCCGAGUUCCUCUGCGUGCCCUCUAAAGAGCUGCAAGACUCGCUGUCCGGCCCCACAGUGAGCCCAGCGAGAAAGGCAGGCUUUUUGCAAGAAGGAUAUGCAGCGAACCACCUUCUCAGGAAGUUUGGCCGUGGGAAGAGACCUGCGUUUGACGAUUUACCUGUAGAUCCAGGUGUGAGUCCUUUUCUGCCUCUUAAGUUGAUGCUGAGUCACGGGACCAGCCGUCCGAGGCCGCAUGCGCGCUUGCACCGGAGGCCAGCUGGCGGUGGGCGUCCCUUGGGGGCCCUCCCUCGGUUUUUCCAAGUGCAGCCCGGGCCUGAAGCUUCCGAAUCACCGAAGAUCAUUAAAGGCGACGCUCCUGGGGGAGCCAGUAGCCCUGUCGAUAUGCCUCUGUCUGGCCUGGGAUGGAAGUCGGGGCAGGGGCCUGGCUUCUGGAUUCCUAGAAGAACUUGUGUGUGCAUGCUUCGAGAACAGACGGCUCACCGGGUCGUGGGGACUGUCAAGAGUCUGGGGGACCUGGCCCAGAUGAGCGGCUCUUUGCUUCUUGACCUCUGGCUUCCCAGGGGAGCUGUGCACACUGAUCACCCUGGCGGCCUGAAGGACACAUUGAAACACCAGCAGACCAGUUCUCCCCAGUGGAGCCCCAGGAGGAGGGCGGCCUGCCGUUGGCUUUGGCGUGUCCCCUGUGGGGAGCUGCCGGCCACUUUGCCCUUGUUUGAUCAGCCCUUCCUGGAGCCGCAGCAAGCACGUGCGCUCUCGGUGCGCCCAGCUCAGCUGGCCGCGGAUGGCAUGGACGGAUUAGAGAAACAUAGUCUUGUCUCCAGGACUCAUUCCUCCCCUGCUGCCUGCGUUUUACCUCACCCAGCAAUGGACCGCCACCUCCUGCCUGGCUCUGCAACUGGAAUUGCCUAUGAUCCUCUGAUGCUGAAACACCAGUGCAUUUGUGGCAAUUCCACCACCCACCCUGAGCAUGCUGGACGCAUACAGAGCAUCUGGUCACGGCUGCAAGAAACUGGGUUGCUAAAUAAAUGUGAGCGAAUUCAAGGUCGAAAAGCCAGCCUGGAGGAAAUACAGCUUGUUCAUUCUGAACAUCACUCACUGUUGUAUGGCACCAACCCCCUGGAUGGACAGAAGCUGGACCCCAGGACACUGCUAGGUCUCCUUUUCACUACUGGGCUGAUCUGGGUAAACGUGCUGUGGGAGCACAGAGGAGGGAGCUUCCAGAACAGAAAAGAAAGAAGAGGGGUGUGGAGGUUAACUCCAGCAGUGGUGGACAGUGACACCAUUUGGAAUGAGCUGCACUCGUCCGGUGCUGCACGCAUGGCUGUUGGCUGUGUCAUCGAGCUGGCUUCCAAAGUGGCCUCAGGAGAGCUGAAGAAUGGAUUUGCUGUUGUGAGGCCCCCAGGCCAUCACGCUGAAGAAUCCACAGCCAUGGGGUUCUGCUUUUUUAAUUCAGUUGCAAUUACCGCCAAAUACUUGAGAGACCAACUAAAUAUAAGCAAGAUAUUGAUUGUAGAUCUGGAUGUUCACCAUGGAAAUGGUACACAGCAGGCCUUUUAUGCUGACCCCAGCAUCCUGUAUAUUUCACUCCAUCGCUAUGAUGAAGGGAACUUUUUCCCUGGCAGUGGAGCCCCAAAUGAGGUUGGAACAGGCCUUGGAGAAGGAUACAAUAUAAAUAUUGCCUGGACAGGUGGCCUUGAUCCCCCCAUGGGAGAUACUGAGUACCUUGAAGCGUUCAGGACUAUAGUGAAGCCUGUGGCCAAAGAGUUUGAUCCAGACAUGGUCCUGGUUUCUGCUGGAUUUGAUGCAUUAGAAGGCCACGCCCCUCCUCUGGGGGGCUACAAAGUGACAGCAAAAUGCUUUGGUCAUUUGACGAAGCAAUUGAUGACACUGGCUGAUGGACAUGUGGUGUUGGCUCUAGAAGGAGGACAUGAUCUCACAGCCAUCUGCGAUGCAUCAGAAGCCUGUGUAAAUGCCCUUCUAGGAAAUGAGCUGGAGCCACUUGCGGAAGAUAUUCUCCAACAAACUCCGAAUAUGAAUGCCGUUAUUUCUUUACAGAAGAUCAUUGAAAAUUCAAAGCAAGUACUGGAAGUCGGUAAGGACGGUGAGUGUGCCGAGGGGCUGCGCUCUGGCUGGGGCGCAGUUGCAAGAGGAGACAGAGACCGUUUCUGCCCUGGCCUCCCUGACGGUGGAUGUGGAACAGCCCUUUGCUCGAGAAGACAACAGAACUGCUGGUGAGCCUAUGGAAGAGGAGCCAGCCUUGUGAAGCGCCAAGUCCUCCCCAGCCUUCCCCACCCCCGAUAUUUCCUGUGUGUGACAUCAUUGCAUAUCCCCCCGCCACCCCAGCACCCUCAGACAUGUCUUGUCUGCUGCCUGGGUGGCACAGAUUCCAUGGAACAUAAACACUGGGCACAAAAUUCUGAACAGCAGCUUCACUUGUUCUUUGGAUGGACUUGAAAGGGCAUUAAAGAUUCCUUAAAAGUAACCGCUAUGAUUCUAAAGUUACAGUAAACCACCAUUGGAAGAAACUGCUUCCAGAGUGCUUUUAAUAUGCUGGGUGACCCACUCCCAGGCCCAGAGUAUGAACUAGAAACAUCCAGUACAGCGUUAGGUACUGUUAAUUACAGAUGGUAUGACAGCCAGCGAAAUUUUGGGCAAAACCUGAGAAAUCUCAUUCCUGACAUUCUGAUCAGUUUUUUAUUGGGAACUUUUUCGUCAAACAGUCUUAAAUUGUUUACAGGAUUUGCUUUCAGCUAUGAAGGGAUAGCAAUUCCCGACAGAUCACGGGGUUUUUUUUGUUUUGUUUUGUUUGUUUUUGGCCUUUGUUUUAACAUAUGGUUCAACUCUUGCUAGGAAGAGUCCAAGAUGGAGGAACCAGGAUGAGGCUUUUUUCAGUGGAAUAAACCACACUGUAUCUCAAAGUCCAAUGCCAAAGCAACCUCACACAUUUUAUGUAAUGGUGCAAUAUUUUAUAUCACAUUUUUUGAGAAAAAUUACCCUGUUUCCCUAACAUCCCUCUCUGUGUUCUCACACACAGGAGAUUCGCAGUUGAUUUAGGAUGAAGUCUCCUUCCUCCCUCAUACACCCCUUGCCCUGGUGACAGUAGCUCUGAGCAUAUGUUCCACGGAGGAUUUUCAGUGUCUUUGAAAAGUGCAUAACUUUUCAAAGGCCAUCUUAAUUUGUUCCAAAUCUAUCAAGAAUUUAUUCUCUCACUUUUAUUUUUCUGCUUUCCAUCACUUCCUUUCUUCUUGCCUUUCAUCCUUCCUUCCUAUAAAAAAAGACGAGGAUUACCCAUAAUCUCCCCAAUUACUCAGGAGCUUUGAGGACUCAGUUUAUUUUCUUCCUUCCCAGGUUAACACAGCUGCUUGGUCUGAUGCGUUCUUUUAGCUGUAAAACCAUUGAGGGCUUAAGCAGUGUUACUGAAUUUUCUAGAUUUUUGAAAUGUGUUAAUGAAGGCAUUGCUUAUUUGAAGUCACCUUGAAUUGAGUUAACCUUGAAGUUGUGCCUUCAUGUGAAAAAAACAACAUGAACUUAACCUUUACACAUGUUGCCUUAGUGUCAAAGGCUAAAAAUACAGGACAUUUAUUUCUGAGAUUAAAAGCAACUUACUAAAUAUAAGUAGGUUAUCCCCCUACCUCCCAAAAUUCUAUUUCAAUGUAUAACUCAGACACCUAAAGACAUUGAUGUAGAAUACCUCGCAGUAUUUAAUAUCUGACAAUGCUUUCAAAAGAGUUGAUGUUUCUUUUUAUAUAUUUUCCUAACUCAAAGGAUAUAUUAAAGCCAUAAGUGAAGAUUGUCAUGCUUUUAUUCAAAAAUCUGAAAGAAACCUUAAUUAAAACAAGGUUUUAGGGAAGGCCAUGAUAUGAAAGAUAUGGGACAAUAUGGUUUUAGUUAAAGAGGACUCCAACCUGUAAAUCAAAGAUGAAAGAUUUCACUCAAGUAGAAUUAUAUAACUCCCUUUUGUUAUACAGUCAGACCAUAUUUUUCAUGCAUUUGGUUUUUUUAGGAUUACCAUUUUAAUUUUAAAGACUUUUAUUACAUAUACAAAAAUGGCUCAAUACUUGGUUUAACAUCUUAGAAAUUUGAGACACCCUUUGAAAUAGGAAAUCUGAAAUGGAAUGUAACUCAGUAUUAGUUAAAAAUUACUUUCAUUGCAUAAGGGUAAGGUCAAUCUAGAUUCACAAUAGUAAUGAAUUUUUUCCAUGACAUUUUUAGAGAAAUUCAUGCCAAUCAUAUUUGCUAGCUCUUGCUGUUUUUGCUGUAAUUACUGGAGGAGAUUUUACUUAAAGAAACCAAAGGCUUAAAAAAAGAAGACAACCCCCACCCUUUAAAAAGGAAAGCUAUAACAUACGGUAAGUGGAAACAUAAUUGUGACUUUUUAAAAUCAACUUCGUAAUUACAAAUCUCUAUUAUUCCUCUCAGUCCUCCCAGAUAGUUUUUAGAUUUUGAAUAAGAAAAUGAAACAGUAUAAUGCAAACAUACUAAUUUACUGAAGUUUCCUGCAGUUAUUUUACCACAUAUUUAGGCAUAGCCAUCAAUCUGAUAAAGCUAAAUCAGUAGGCCAUCUCCAAGGUUAUUUAGAUUUAAAAUAUGACACAUUAAUGAGUUAAUCACACAUCCUUCCAAGUGAUAUGGUACCCAAUUGGUUGCAGUUAGAGUCUUUAGGAUACAUAGAGAGGCAGAUAAACUAUGGAGAGGAUUAAUCACAGCUGAAUGUAGUUGUAAGAACAGAAUGCCAGCGCUUUUUGAUUAUAUCGUUACAAGAUGUAAUGUAGCCCUCAGGGACAGAAUGGAGGCUUUUGGAGAAUAUCAACACUUCUUUUGAAAUAGAACAGUACUUUUUAAAAGGGUAGUUUCACUUGGUAUAGUUUUCUUCACUUAUACAUUUAAUUUUUAUUGCUCACAAUAGUUCCCAGUAAGAGUCUGUUAGAAAAACUCCUCUCUAAGCAUUACCAAUAAUAUAUCUCUUUCUGAUCCAUGCUUUGAAGGAUAAUCACAUAGGCUUUCUCACAA
This is a messenger RNA of Balaenoptera musculus (blue whale), 7474 nucleotides long. RefSeq names its product histone deacetylase 9 (gene HDAC9). The record is from RefSeq and is a predicted model, not a curated record. Bases 317 to 4699 code for a protein of 1460 amino acids. Gene Ontology annotation, molecular function: histone deacetylase activity. The transcript is spliced from 31 exons. Gene Ontology annotation, biological process: negative regulation of transcription by RNA polymerase II; chromatin organization. Gene Ontology annotation, cellular component: histone deacetylase complex. NCBI's taxonomy places the organism in Eukaryota, Metazoa, Chordata, Mammalia, Artiodactyla, Balaenopteridae.